This is a messenger RNA of Parnassius mnemosyne (clouded apollo), 1401 nucleotides long. The record is from the annotation of a GenBank genome assembly. Lineage: Eukaryota; Metazoa; Arthropoda; Insecta; Lepidoptera; Papilionidae.
AUGGCAGAUCAAUUUUGUUUACGCUGGAAUAACUUCCAAACAAAUAUAGUGAGUGCCUUAGAUUCCUUAAAGUGUUCGGAAGAUUUGGUCGAUGUCACGCUUACCUGUGAAGGCCGAAACAUCAAGGCCCAUAAAGUGAUACUGUCAGCUUGCAGUCCGUACUUUAGGAAUGUGUUCAAGGAAAACCCAUGUCAACAUCCUGUUAUUAUUCUGAAAGAUGUGUCAGCUGAUGACAUAGUCAGCUUAUUAUCCUACAUGUAUCAAGGAGAAGUAUUUAUUGAAGAAAGCAAACUGUCGUCAUUUUUGCACACUGCAGCUUUAUUGCAAGUUAAGGGACUAACAGGAGUCACUCAUCAGAAUGAAAAUUUUUCAUCCCCAAGAACUACUACAAAGUUAUAUACACAGUUGACAAUAUCAUCAAAAUCUAAUAUUGGUGCUACUCAACAAAAAGAAACAAAGAUACCUGCACUUAAAAAAAGACGUAGCAGUACUUCAGAUAAACCCAGUGACGUUAUAAAUGUUGAGAGUCAUAAAAAGAGUAGAGUAUUAGAAACAUGUGAUAUUUACAAUCGAAAUGGUUCACAUUCUAUUAAAGUUGACAACCCAGUAUUUGUGACAGAAAAUCAUGUGGAUAAAAAAAGUGAUGGCAAAGUUGACAGUCAAUUGGUUACAGCCAAUGGUAAAGGUGCUCCUACAAACCAGGGAAAUUCUCAAGAAGAUGUUCCUGUUUCAAUUAAAACAGAAUGGAUUGAUGAUAAUACAACAGCUUCAGGUCCUCCAACAAUAAACUCCGAAAAUGAUGACAGUCUUCCUGAUUAUGAAAACAGUAUGCUUGCCAGAUCAUUGCUCUCAGGUAUUAAUCCAUCAAAGAGUGAUGUCACUAUUAACAACCCACCGGUCAAAAAAUCUGCAACUGUCAUGGAUACACAUUCUACAAGACCUAAGGAAAUAAACACUGAUUCUAUUACUUUCACCAAUGCAGUUUCAAAAAGUCCUAUAAAAAGUUUAUCGGCGGAGGAAUCUCUAGUUAAGACAGAGAAGCAUUCACCACACUCUGAUAUAGAAUAUGAGCCUGAAGUACUGCUUUCGGAGCAACAAAUUGGUACAGAGGUGGAAAACACAUAUACUCAAGAACAGUCACAAGCAUUACUUUUAUUAGCGGGCAUGUCAAGUGGUCCAGUCUUAGGCACUGUUGCAUCAACAUCUAACCAUGCUGCCAUAUGUGGGGACUGUCCUCAUUGCGGCAUGAAGUAUUCCAAUCAGUCAGCUCUUAAGUAUCAUGUGCGGCUUAUGCAUUCAGAUCUGACAAAUAGGUUAUGCUGUUAUCUUUGUCCAAGGUCUUUCACAAUGAGAGAAACCUUUAAAGAACAUAUGUGGACAAGUCAUGGGCAAAGGAAUUAA